Molecule: messenger RNA, 849 nt
Organism: Ailuropoda melanoleuca (giant panda)
Lineage: Eukaryota; Metazoa; Chordata; Mammalia; Carnivora; Ursidae
Gene: GKN1
Product: gastrokine 1
Exons: 7
Coding region: 1-849 (282 amino acids)
Source: RefSeq, a predicted model, not a curated record
AUGAUCACUGAUGUGUUAUUUUACGUGACCUUGCUGCUGUUUUUUGGGACGUGGCAUUCCUGGCCACAAGAGCAUAGAGAAGAUUCGACACCACCAGGGCUGCUGCAGCCCCCCGCUGCUGUAGCCACGGGACAGAAACUAGGGUCCAAGCAGCAGGCCGGUACCCCGAGACCACGGGAGCAGGCAGGAGUUUCGCACUCCCCCAGGCUGGGUAAGUACAAAUAUGAGAAGCGCUCUUGUCUGAGUUCAUGCCGGCCUUCUCUUCUGCUCCAUUGCUUUGGUGAAGCCAAGAUGAAGCUGACAAUUGUCUUCGCUGGACUUCUUGGAGUCUUUCUGACCCCAGCCCUUGCUUUCACUGAUUUCAGCAUUGGAGGUAACAGCAACAGUGGUAUAAGUGGCCAGCAGUCCCUGAGUGUCAACAAUGAGCAUAAUGUGGCUAAUGUGGACAAUAACAACGGCUGGGACUCCUGGAAUAGCAUCUGGGACUAUCGUGCUAACUUUGCUGCAACCAGAUUCUUUGGCAAGAAGAAAUGCAUUGUGCACAGAAUGAACAAGGAAGUCAUGCCCUCUCUUCAAACUCUCGAUGCACUGGUUAAGGAAAAGAAGCUUCAGGGUAAUGGACCGGGAGGACCACCUCCCAAGGGCCUGAUGUACUCAAUCAACCCUAAAGAAGUCGAUGACCUGAGCGAGUUAGGAAAACCCAUUGCUAGCAUGUGCAGGGGGAUUCCAACGUACAUGGCUGAGGAGAUCGAAGGGGCAAGCCUGUUCUUUGCCUCAGAAAGUUGCGUCAGUGCUGAUGUAUUGUGGAUCCUGAACAUUUCCUUCUGUGGAAAAACAGUGGAGAGUUAA